UUUUUAUCUGUUCAAUUGUUUUCUCUUCCUAAAAGAAACUCAUCGGUGAGCGACCGGCGAGAAUCCACAUCUCGCCGGAAUUUCGCUUUGUUUGAUCGUCGGAAUUUUGCAAUUUCUUUUGCCUCUCGGUAUCGAGCUGCCGAAAGAGUGAGAGAGAAUUAAAUUUCAUUUUUAUUUUUCAAAAAUUGAUAUCAAAUGAUAAUGUAAUUAUGGUUUUGUAAAAGAAAACAGAGACAAAAAUAAUUAUAAAAAAAAAUUCUCUCUCGUGUGGCGAGUAAUGGCUUGCAAUGCAGGAAAAAACAUGAUUAGAUCCCUUGCUUUAUCUUCUUCUUUUAUGCCUUGAAUUUUUUUCCUUCUCGGAAUUGCUCUUUUUUAAUAUUAAAUUGCGUGUUGCUUUCAAUCCGGGUGUCAGUUCAUGAAACGGUUCGCAGAAUUUUCAAGAGUUUUGGUUCAAAAGGGGCAUUAAGUCGGGCGGAACAGCGACCUGCGAAUGUUGGGCUUUUAGUUUUCAGUUCUUCAGAUUUGUGGUGUUGAAGCCGAAGAAUGCCAUUUGAGGUCAUGGAUCAAAGGAAUGAAGUGGCAUCAUCCCACUUUUUAGAAGACACUCGUUUCCCUGCUGAGAGACAAGUUGGAUUCUGGAAACCGAAUACCAUGUCUGAUUAUCAAGUGAGAUUAUUGGGGAAUGAUCUACCUUGUCAACAUGCCAAUUCAGUUGCUUCACACCAUGAGGAAGAACCUUUCAAACAUAUGGAAGAAGUUGAGGCACAGACUAUUGGGAAUCUCCUUCCUGAUGAAGAUGAUCUCUUCUCUGGGGUGAUUGGUGACUUGGGACUUAAAACUCAUGCCAGUAAAGGAGACGAACUAGAAGACUUUGAUCUAUUCAGCAGUGGUGGAGGAAUGGAGUUAGAUGAUCGAGUAUCCAUGGUUCCAAGGAAUUCAGAUCUUGUUAGAGUAUUGAACGGUCAGGGGAAUUCAAAUGGCUUCAUUGUAAGUGAACAUCCUUCUAGGACACUUUUUGUUAGGAACAUUAAUAGCAAUACCGAAGACUCGGAGUUAAAGGCUCUCUUUGAGCAAUAUGGAGAUAUCCGAACUCUCUAUACUGCCUGCAAGCAUCGUGGGUUUGUUAUGGUUUCUUAUUAUGAUAUAAGGGCAGCUCAAAAUGCAAUGAGAGCUCUGCAAAAUAAAUCAUUGAAGCUUAGGAAACUGGAUAUACAUUAUUCAAUUCCAAAGGAAAAUCAAUAUGAAAAAGAUGUUAACCAAGGGACGCUGGUGGUUUUCAACCUUGAUUCUUCUGUUUCAACUGAUGAACUUCAACAAAUAUUUUGUGCUUUUGGAGAAAUAAAAAAAAUUCGUGAAAUUGCACACAAGCAUGACCAUAAAUUCAUAGAGUUUUAUGAUGUUAGAGCUACAGAAGCUGCUUUCCAUGCUCUGAAUAGGAGUGAUAUUGCCGGGAAGCAGAUCAAACUUGAACCAAGCCGUCCAUGGGGAGUUAGACGCUUUAUGCAACAGCCCGAGUCAGAGCAAGAUGAACCUAAUCUAUGCAAAAACACUUUUGAUGAGUUAUUAUCAGGCAACGGUGUUUCUCUAGGAAUAACUGCAUCUGGCUGCAUGGAUAAUGGGUCUACCCAGGUGGUUGUACCUGUGAGUACAUUUGUUGAACCCCCUCGAAGUUCGAGUGUUCCGAUUAACUUAGCCUCUCCAGCAAGAGCGGUGCCUAUAGGAAAACAAAUAAGCUUUCUGGAGCCUGACCACUCUCUAGAUGAAGUGAAGUUUGAUAACCAAGGUGUACCAAGUUUCCAUCCCCAUUCCUUACCUGAGUGUCAUGAUAGCUUAGUCAAUGGUAUUUCAUUCAACUCCUAUAGCACCAUAACAGACAUGGCUAGCAGUGCCAGUCCCAUGAUGGCUGAAGGACUUGAUAAUAGGCACAUUAGGGGACCACCAUCAAAUGGCCAACUGAUGCAACCAAAUGCAGGAGUUUUUGGGUCACCUGGAAAUGGAAGCUUGCCACUUAAUGGAAAUCAUUACUCGUUGAACAGUUCCAACUUGCGCCAGCAAGAUCUGCCAAGUGCUAUGGUUUGGCCAAAUUCGCCAUCAUUUGUCAAUAGCAUUCAUGCUAACCGCCUUCAACAUAUCACUGCAUUUCCUAGGACUCCUGUAACGUUGAAUGUAGGGUCACCUGUCCACCACCACACUGGCUCUGCGCCACCAGUUAAUUCUGCUUUCUGGGACAGGCGGCACCCCUAUGCCGGGGAGUCUCCUGAAGCUUCAGGUUUUCACCUGGGGUCUCUUGGAAGCAUGCGCUUUCCCAGUAAUUCGCUAUCACACCCCUUGGAAUUUGCUUUUCACAACAUUUUUUCUCAUGCUGGUGGAAAUUGUAUGGAUUUGACGAAAAAUGGUGGGGUACACUCUUCUCAGCAGAUAGGAAACCUAUUCCCUGGCAGGAACCCUAUGAUUUCAAUGCCAGCAUCUGUUGAUUCUCCUAAUGAUCGUGUUAGAAGCCUUUCGCACCGUAGAAAUGAAUCAAAUUCUAGCAACACUGAUAAGAAACAAUAUGAACUUGAUAUUAACCAUAUCAUACGCGGGGAAGAUAGCAGAACAACCCUUAUGAUUAAAAACAUACCCAACAAGUAUACCUCAAAGAUGCUUCUGGCAGCCAUUGAUGAGCACUGUCGAGGAACUUACGAUUUUAUUUACUUGCCAAUUGACUUCAAGAAUAAAUGCAAUGUAGGCUAUGCUUUCAUCAACAUGAUCGAUCCACAACAGAUCAUUCCCUUCUAUAAGGCAUUCAACGGCAAGAAAUGGGAGAAGUUCAACAGUGAAAAGGUUGCAUCUAUUGCGUAUGCUAGGAUCCAGGGAAAGGCUGCUCUUAUUACUCAUUUUCAGAAUUCAAGCUUGAUGAAUGAAGAUAAACGUUGCCGCCCUAUUCUCUUCCAUUCUAAUGGUCCAAAUGCUGGUGAUCAGGAGCCCUUUCCUAUGGGUACCAAUAUUCGACCAAGACCAAGAAGACCUCGAACCAUGGGUAACGACGAGAACCACCGGCAAGAGAAUCAGUUCCGGGAACCAAGAUGUAUAACCGAAACUAAACUCGACAAAUUUUGUUUUUCAUCGAAGCCCAUUCCAAGUGUAGAGACCGAUGUAAUAGUAGCUUCAAAUUUUGGAUAGUCUUUGACCGAAGGGUAUCGAGUUGUAUGAAAGUACCUGUGCUUAUGCAAGACCUUAGGGAUCCUUUUGUUGUUUCUGUUUUGUAUCCCGGGUUACGCUAAUUUCUUUUUCUUGUCCCGGAGGUUUCAGAAUUCGUAUGAUGCCUUCUGUUAGUCUAUUUGGGGUGUAACUGCUCCAAGAGAGGGAGAGAGGGAGCAACGAACAACACAUAUAAGUUUUCUAGUUGUGAAAAUUCUGAACUUUGUUUUUCUUUAAUGGAAAUACUUUUGUUAUUC
Hibiscus syriacus is the source of this 3437-nucleotide messenger RNA. RefSeq names its product protein MEI2-like 1. The transcript has 15 exons. NCBI's taxonomy places the organism in Eukaryota, Viridiplantae, Streptophyta, Magnoliopsida, Malvales, Malvaceae. The record is from RefSeq and is a predicted model, not a curated record. Gene Ontology annotation, molecular function: RNA binding. Bases 544 to 3162 code for a protein of 872 amino acids.